UUCAACCUCUAAAGGAUAUCAUUGUAAAUUCAAGACUAAAGAGACCGGACACCAUAAGAUCAAAAAAGUACUAGGUCACAUGAUGUUCAUAUAUGUCUCCUUGGUGAGGAAGCUGUUCAAAGCUCUACAAAUUAAAAAUCAAGACAUGUUUAUUUGACAUUCAAAAACCCUUCCUCUUUCUCUCUUUCUCUCUCCCUUAAAAAAAACCAUAAUCAACAAUUAUUGUUUCCUGCUUCCUCAACAGCUUCAAACUUGGUAGUCCAAUUGGUUCAUGGAUAUUGAUCUCCUGAGGAACAUUGGGAGGGGGUUUUUAUUCAUCUUAAACUCUUCAUUUUCAUGGCAAAAUCUUCUUCCCAAAUAGCCCUUUUACUUCUUGCAAUGUUCUUGAUUGCGAAUUCGCUGUGUUCGGGCGAUUGUCGUGAUUUUUCAGGGAUGUUUGUGGCGUCUACAGUUUCUGUUUCAGGAGGAGGAAGAUCCCUUUUGGAGGUUAAUGAUCCUACAAACCAGAAAUCCACCAUGAGAGUUCCUCAUGAUGACCACGAAAAAAGCCAUCAAGAUCUCCCUACAGGGAGUAGUACUUCUGCUAGAGAUGAUGAAAAUGAAGAUGUUGCUAGUGAAGAUAGACAAUUUGGUAUGGCUGCUCAUGAAGUUCCAAGUGGACCAAAUCCUGAAUCCAACUGAAAAAUGCGUAUUUACACUUCAUCACUAUAUAUAUGCGAUCUAGUGAUGUGAAAAUCAAUGAAAGUUUCUCUCUUCUUCCGUGGAUUCUGGUGAAGAAAAUGCUCCCUUUUAAAUAUGUUAUUUUUUUCACAAAUUUAGUUGCGCAGCUUCAUUAUCAUCGUUUAGCUAGCUACUUGUUGAUUUUCAGGUGUGAAUAAAUAAUUAUUCUAUUGUUAAUUUUGUUUGGUUUUUUCCAUUAGUGUAGGUAUAGCUACUGUUGAAUUUGAGACAUUUUUCAUUGGUUAUGGUAUCUGCUCCUAUAUUUAAUUAUGUCAGGUUCCAAAGUAGAAAUUAAAAUUGCUUUUUGG
Oldenlandia corymbosa var. corymbosa is the source of this 1028-nucleotide messenger RNA. Lineage: Eukaryota; Viridiplantae; Streptophyta; Magnoliopsida; Gentianales; Rubiaceae. The record is from the annotation of a GenBank genome assembly.